ACGACCUUACCUCUAUUUGCCAGACACUGCGACACACUCCUCUUGCACUUCAAUCAAGAUCAGACCAUGAGCUCCACGUACGACUACGUUGUUGUGGGCGGUGGCCUUGCUGGCUGCGUUCUCGCCAGCCGCCUGCGACAUUACAAUGAGGCGGCCAAGAUCGUUCUCAUCGAGGCUGGACAGGAUACGCGUGAGCGGUCUGAUGUCCAGGAGCCGCAGGUUUUGAACCUCGGGGGAGAUCUGGACUGGCAGUACAAGUCUGAGCCGACACCUGGAGCCUUUAAUCGCUCUAUUACUCUCAACUCUGGCAAGGGAUUGGGCGGUGGUUCGGCCAUCAACUCAGGCGGGUGGACUCGUGGUGCCGCCGUGGACUACGACGAGUGGGCAGCUCUCGUUGGAGACGGGAGAUUCAGCUACAAAGGCCAGUUGCCGUGGUUCAAGAAGGCCGAACAUUGGUUCGACGAGAAGAACCCUGAGCAACAUGGCCAAGAUGGCCCAAUCUAUGUCGCCUCCGCUGGGUCCACCAACCGCAUAUUCCCUUUAAGCGACCACGCCGCUGCAGCCUGGGAGGAGCUAGGUGUGAAUGCACUUCCUGGGUUCGAUCAGAAUGCUGGCGAGAAUCUUGGUCGAGCUUAUAUCUGCGAGGCCAGACGCGACGGCAAGCGACAGUGGGCUGCCAGCUUGUAUUCCCUCGAGGGCGUCGAACUCCGUCUCAGCACCGUCGUCAACAAGGUCGUUUCUACCACUGUCGACGGAACCUUGACUGCCACUGGCGUCGAGUUGGCCGAUGGCUCUAUCGUAUCAGCCAAGAACGUCAUUCUAUCCGCGGGAACUUUCCGCUCGCCGCAGCUCCUUCAGCUUUCGGGUAUCGGCUCGUCAAAGAAUCUAAAGGAAGUUGGCGUUGAGCCUCUCGUCGACCUUCCUGAAGUGGGCCAAGGCUUGACCGACCACGUGUCCUUCUUCCAGCACUGGCGAGUCCGUGAUCCCUCCGCUGGGUACACUCUUGGGUCUCCCAAUCCCCACUUCGCCCAGCCUCAGUACGCUCAUGGAGUCCCCAUGGAUUGGAUCGUCUCCACGAGCGUACCAAAGGACGGUCUUGUCGACGCCAUCAAGAAGGAUGAAGGGGUCGAACCUGAUCCGUCCCAGCAUUCGCUUCUGUCCAAGACUCGAACGUUCCUCGAGAAUAUUGUCCUUUAUGCCAAGCUUCCGUUUCCUGGUGUCCCGAUGGAUGCUGAGCACAUUACCACUGCUGUUGUUAGCUUUCUGCCCACUUCCAGGGGUACUGUGUCAUUGAAGUCAGCCAGGCCUGAAGAUCCACCCAAGAUCGACCUCAAUUAUCUUGGCACUGAAGUGGACAAGUAUGUGUUCCGUUCGGGUCUCCGACAACUCACCAAGUUCAUGCUGGGCCCCAAAUUCGGACAGUUCAUUACUGGCGAGUCUGUACCUGAGGGACUGCCAGCCGAGCCUCUGUCCCUCGACGAUAGUGACGAAAAGCUCGACCAGAGGUUGGCCAUGACUAGCGGAACUACAUGGCAUGCCUCGGGAACCUGUUCCAUGGGCAAGGUCGUCGAUACUGAAUUCCGUGUUCGUGGAGUGGAGGGCCUGCGAGUCGUCGAUGCUUCCGUGUUCCCCGUGCCACUGAGUGCCCAUAUCCAGGCCCCUCUCUAUGCUCUUUCUGAGCAGGCAGCGGCCAUCAUUUCAGGAAAGGCAUGA
Fusarium falciforme is the source of this 1713-nucleotide messenger RNA. RefSeq lists its product as hypothetical. The record is from RefSeq and is a predicted model, not a curated record. The coding region runs from base 67 to 1713 and encodes 548 amino acids. Gene Ontology annotation, molecular function: oxidoreductase activity, acting on CH-OH group of donors; flavin adenine dinucleotide binding. The transcript is spliced from 3 exons. Lineage: Eukaryota; Fungi; Ascomycota; Sordariomycetes; Hypocreales; Nectriaceae.